Messenger RNA from Eremothecium gossypii ATCC 10895, 882 nucleotides. RefSeq names its product Pho23p (gene PHO23). Gene Ontology annotation, cellular component: Rpd3L-Expanded complex; Rpd3L complex; nucleus. The coding region runs from base 1 to 882 and encodes 293 amino acids. The transcript has a single exon. NCBI's taxonomy places the organism in Eukaryota, Fungi, Ascomycota, Saccharomycetes, Saccharomycetales, Saccharomycetaceae. The record is from RefSeq and is marked provisional. Gene Ontology annotation, biological process: regulation of DNA-templated transcription.
AUGGCUCAAAAAGCUCAAAAGCAUGCAGGAGUCGCGAACUGUCCAACACGGUCGAGAUGCUCCACUGUGGCAAUUAAGAUGAGCACGCCCGCCAACCUCUUUCCAGGUCUGAACGACAUUGUGGAUGUGAUCGAGGAGUUUCCACUGGAGGUGGCGCGCUACAUGACGCUGCUGCGCGAGAUAGACGCCAAGUGCGUGCACACGGUGCCGGAGCUUAACGCGCAGAUAGGGCGCUUCCUGGCUGGCUCGCGGCAGCCGGGAAGCCCGCAGCUGCAGACCAUCAACCGGCUCUUCCAGGACCUGAUGCCGUCGCUGGAGGAGAAGAUGCACGUCUCGUCCAUUGCGUUCGAGACGCUCGACCGGCUCGUCGCGCGCGUCGAGCUCGCGUACGAGGUCGCGCUCAAGAACCAGGAGAUCCCCGACAAGCUGCGCCUGGGCAACGACAACCACCCUGCCAUGCACCUGCACCACGAGCUUAUGAAGAAGAUCGAGUCCAAGCAGCAGAGCAAGUCGCAGCAGGCGCUGCGCUCCGAGUCCCGCCGCGAGGCGAUGGCGGCCAAGAAAAUGCACGUGGACCCGCCGGCGCCGGCGCCUGCCUCCUACGCCCCGCUCCCGCUGCCCCCGGCCGCCCUGGCCGCCAAGCGCCGCGCAGACCUUCCCCCGCCCGCGCGCAAGCGCAAGAAGCCCAGGGACGACUACUCCGCCCGCCCCAAGACCAACGAGUACGGCGAGGCCCUCUACUGCUACUGCAACCAGGUCGCCUACGGCGAGAUGGUCGGCUGCGACGGCGAAAACUGCCAGCUCGAAUGGUUCCACCUCCCCUGCAUCAACCUCGAGACCCUACCGAAGGGGAAAUGGUACUGCGAUGACUGCAAGAGAUAG